Dalotia coriaria is the source of this 2415-nucleotide messenger RNA. RefSeq names its product sphingomyelin phosphodiesterase-like. Lineage: Eukaryota; Metazoa; Arthropoda; Insecta; Coleoptera; Staphylinidae. Gene Ontology annotation, molecular function: acid sphingomyelin phosphodiesterase activity. Gene Ontology annotation, cellular component: lysosome. The record is from RefSeq and is a predicted model, not a curated record. The transcript is spliced from 13 exons. Gene Ontology annotation, biological process: sphingomyelin catabolic process; ceramide biosynthetic process. The coding region runs from base 369 to 2354 and encodes 661 amino acids.
GAUAAGAGCUUCCUGCACGAUUUUGUCCUGUUCGUGAGUGAGUUACAAUUUCCAUUGCAGUUCAUCAGUUGCCGCCUGCAACUGAGCAGCAAACAUCAAAACUCAAAAUCAAAAAAAUUUAAAAACAAAUUUCGUUAAUUUUAUUCUAUGUCUCCGAACACGAUCACAUUACUAGCUGUAAUAAUACCAACGGCGUGCUUAAUGGCUAAGUCCGAUGCGACCUGCGAGAGUGUGAGUAGUUAGCCUUGGGUCACAAAAAGUUGGGAAAAAAUCGACAAUAAUAAAGAACGGCAAGUUGUCUCCCAGGUCAGUCGCGGCUAAUUGUUGCAUCGCGUCGGGUCGCGAAUCGGUCAUGCUAGUAACACAAAAUGCGCGCUAAUCAUCAUAAUAAUACUAUGUGUACGCGAUUAGUGCUGUUAGGAUUUCUAGUGUUAAUUACAAUACUAACAGAUGAAAGUGAAGUGAAUGCAACACCAAUCGAAACGAUUACGAUCGAGAACUUUGAUGAUCCUUGGGAUUACCAACAACUUCAACACAACGAACCGAUUUUACAAGCUGGGAAUGCGAAAAAUCACACACUGCCUCAAAAAACUAAAGAUAAUAAAGAAUUAGAUGAAAAUGAAGAUGAAGAUGUUGAUGGUUUGCACAGUCAGCUCGAGACGCUCACAUCCAAACUGUCUUGUGCUUCUUGCCGAUUAGGUAUAACACUGAUGCGAGGCGAAGUCAACAAUGAGAACGCGACCAUCGAAGACUUGAAAGAUAAAUUUGUGGGUGUUUGUGUGUCGCUGAACAUCGCCGUCGAAGUUGUCUGUUCUGGAAUGUUUGAUACCUACGGACCUGUUGUUUUGCCCGCUUUGAAAAUAUGCACGCUCAGCUCAGAGAAGAUUUGCGCAUUGCUACUGGGUGAAAAAUGCGGCCUUGUUGAUAAUCCAACACACGAUUGGCAUAUUGAGUUGCCACCGGAGCCGAAGCGCGAUUUCCACGCGAGUAACAACGAUUACAAUUACGAUAUCUGGGAUUCGCCUCCACCUCCGGAGGAUGGACCGGUGUUUAAAGUCCUGCAUCUGUCCGACACGCACUAUGAUCCUGAAUAUCAAGAGGGCAGUGUUGCCAACUGCCAGGAACCUUUAUGUUGUCGUAAUUUUAGUAGUUUUCCGAUGAAAAAUGAGAGUGUUGUUACUGCUGGAAGAUAUGGAUCUUAUUUAAAAUGUGAUACACCGAAAUUACUCAUAGAUAACAUGUUGGAACACAUCUCAACGAAACAUAAUGACAUUGAUUAUAUUAUUUGGACCGGGGACAUUCCCCCGCAUGACAUAUGGCGUCAAACCAAACAACAAACAUUAGAAAAUAUUCGUGACACAAUCGGGGACUUAGUUGGGGCUUUUCCAGGCGUGCCAAUUUUCCCGACCUUGGGGAAUCACGAAGGUGUACCCGCAGGCAAUUUUCCACCGCCAUGGAUGAAAGCCCAAACGCAAUCAGCUGACUGGGUCUACGAAGCAGUUUCCCGCGAGUGGGCAAAAUGGCUGCCGCCGGAAACCAACACGACGCUAAUCCACGGCGGCUUCUAUUCGGUGCUAAUCCGGCCAAAAUUUCGUCUCAUCUCCUUGAACAUGAACUAUUGCCACGCUUUCAGCUGGUGGCUGGUGUUGAACAGCACCGAUCCGGCCAAGGAGCUCAAAUGGCUCGUGUAUGAACUGACUGCCGCUGAAAGCAAUGACGAAAAGGUGCACAUCAUAGGUCACAUUCCACCCGGCGCCGGCGAUUGCAUCAAAGUAUGGUCGAAGAACUAUUACGAUAUUAUCAACCGAUUCCGCAACACCGUCGUGGCACAGUUCUUCGGGCAUACGCACAAUGACGAGUUUGAAUUGUUCUACGAUGAUGAGUUCACCAGUAGAGCAACUGCUAUAGCCUAUAUUGGCCCAUCAGUGACCACGUAUGAAAAUUUGAAUCCUGGUUAUCGGAUCUAUUAUGUUGAUGGAGAUCAUCCAAGCUCGUUGAGAGAAGUCAUCGAUCAUGAGACGUGGAUUCUUGAUUUGGAUAAAGCAAAUUCCGCCCCUAAAGAAACCCCAACGAAUUGGAGGAAAUUAUAUACAGCUCGAGCUGAUUAUGGUAUGAGAACACUACGUCCCGCAGAUUGGUCAAAUCUUGUCAAUCAAAUGAUUAUUGAUGAUAAAGUUUUCAAUAAAUUUCAAAGAUAUUUUUUCAAGUCAAGUCCAGUACGACCAUCAUGCAAAGAAAACAAAUGCCGUUUUCAAAUGAUCUGUGACUUAAAAUCAGGAAAAUCCCAUGACAAACUCCGAUUAUGCCGCGAGGAAGAAGAAUACUUCAUAGGAGUGAAAAAACAAGCCAAAUAAUUACUUAGAUAUUUAUUAUCCACAUACGUUAAUCGUCAAAUAAAUAAAUUAAUUAAAUAUA